Molecule: messenger RNA, 4509 nt
Organism: Rosa chinensis
Lineage: Eukaryota; Viridiplantae; Streptophyta; Magnoliopsida; Rosales; Rosaceae
Product: putative disease resistance protein RGA3
Exons: 9
Coding region: 236-3118 (960 amino acids)
Biological process (GO): defense response to other organism
Molecular function (GO): ADP binding; protein binding
Source: RefSeq, a predicted model, not a curated record
UUGCAGUGGCUCUAAUUUUUUAUGAUCAUGCUUGCAAUUAUUAAAGAGGAAUAUUCAUAAUGCUCUGUUGAACAAAUAAUUGAGGCACUUUCCUUGGUCCCUAUCGCGUCUAAUUUCGACACUAUAUACUCUGUAGAAGAGAGGCGAGAGCAGUCAGGGCACACUCAUCCAACAAUUUCAUAUUCAUCUCUGUUCUUUUUCUUUAUCAAUUUUCACCAAGUUCUAAACACGGCAAAUGGCUGAGGCACUCAUCUCCGCGCUUGUGGAGAAAUUGGCUUCAGCAGUAUAUGAAUACACAAAUGAAGAGGUGAAACUUGUUUUGAAUGCUGACAAAGAUGUUAAAAGUUUCAGCAGCAAGCUCAAAGCUAUCCAGGCUGUGCUUGAGGAUGCAGAGAAGAAACAUGUGACGGAGGCCAGCGUGGGAGACUGGUUGCAGAAGCUGAAAGAUGUGUCGUACGAGAUGGACGACGUGCUAGAUGAGUGGAACACUGAAAUCCUCAGAAAACAAGUGGAGGAGAAGCAAGAGGAGGAAGGUGAAAAUGCUCUUGUUACCGAGAAGAUGGUAUGUUUCCCCAUGCUCUCCGAUUGCUUUUGUUUUUGUUUUGGCCAAGUCAAUAAGGUCAUUCAUCAUCAUAACAUUGCUAGAAGGAUAAAAGAAUUGAAUGAGAAGUUAACUUUGAUUGCUGAUGAAAAAGCAAUGUUUGGCUUUCAUCAAUCCACAAUAGGUGGCCAAGAUGAUCAACAGCUUAUUCAACGACAGAAAACUUCAUCUUUGGUCGAUAUAUUCAAGAUAUGUGGCCGAGAUGAAGAAAAAGAGAUGUUGUUGAGCAAGUUAUUGAGAGAAAGUAACCAAGAAGGCGAGCGGUUCCUUGUCAUCCCUAUUGUAGGGAUGGGUGGGAUGGGGAAAACAACUCUUGCCCAAUUAGCCUAUAACGAUGAAAAGGUUAUAGCCUAUUUUGAUAAAAAAGUAUGGGUUUGUGUCUCGGACCCUUUUGACGAGAUUAAAAUUGCCAAAGCGAUUUUUGAAAGCGUGCGAGAUAAAGGUGAAAAUCAGAGUUCAAAUGAGUUGGAAACUCUACUGAUAUGGAUAAGGACACGUGUUGAGAAUAAGAAGUUACUCAUUGUUCUAGAUGAUGUGUGGACCGAAGACAAAACAAAGUGGGAAAAUUUGAAACUAGAAGUGAUAAUGAAAAGUUGUGCUCAGGGCAGUACAAUAUUGGUGACCACACGAAAAGAAGGGGUUGCUAAAAUGAUGAGAACAACCAGCAGCAUGAUCCAUUUGGACAAGUUGAGCGAUGGGGAUUGUCUAGCAUUGUUCAAUAGUUUUGCAUUUUUGGAUAGGGAAGAAGAUGAGGCUAAUGGGUUUGGAGUUAUUGGUGUGGAAAUUGUGAAAAAGUGUAAAGGUUUGCCUCUUGCUGCAAAGACUUUAGGCAGUCUAGUGUGGUAUAAGAAAACAAGAGAAGAAUGGCGGGAUGUUCUGAAUAGUAAGAUAUGGGAAUUAGAAGAAGUUGAGGAACAAGUUUUCCAACCAUUGUUACUAAGUUAUUUCGAUUUGGCCCCUGUAGUCAAAAUGUGUCUUUUGUAUUGUGCAAUAUUUCCCAAAGAUUAUGAUUUCAAAAAAGAUAAUUUGAUUGAUCUUUGGAUGUCACAAAAUUAUCUUAAUUUAAAGGGAAAAAAAGAAAAGAGAAGAAUAGGUCAGAAUUAUUUUGAGAGUCUAUCAAUGCGGUCUUUCUUUCAAGAUUUUGACAAAGAUGAGUUGGGAAAUAUUAGAGGGUGCAAAAUGCAUGAUAUAGUGCAUGACUUUGUGCAGUUUCUUACCCAAAAAGAAUGCACUAUUAUAGAAGCAGUCAAGGGUGCUAAUCAAAGAGUGGAGCUACCGGGUGAUUAUAAGGUUCGUCAUUUGACCUUAAUAAAUGUACGUGAAGGUCAACUUCCUACUUCAUUUGACAAGUGCAAAAAUAUGCGAACCCUCACACUCCUUGAUUCAAGCAUUACAACCAUAAGCCCCGGUUCAAUUAUGCAAAUGAAAUGCCUUAGGACAUUGAAUUUGAGUGGUAACAUGAGAUUCGGUGGCAUGCUCAAUGAAGUUCCAAAAGAGAUUGGUGAAUUGAUUCAUUUGAGAUAUAUGGAUUUGUCUCAUAAUUAUAAUUUGAAAGAAUUACCGGAUGCUGUGUGUGAUUUAUACAAUCUACAAACUCUGGUCGUUUCGUGGUGUGUUAACCUAGAGAAACUACCCAAGGCAAUGGGAAAGUUGAUUAACUUGAAGCAUCUAUAUGUUUGGGCUUGUGAAGAGCUGAGGUACUUACCGAAAGGGAUUGGGAGUUUGAAAAGUCUGCAAGUACUAGACAGGUUUUAUGUAUGUGAGGGUGAUGAUGAUGAAGCAUUGAAAUUAGGAGAUCUCGGAAUCAUGGACCAGCUUCAGGGGAGCCUUGAGAUACGAUGGUUGGGGAAAGAUGAUGGGAGUGAGAUUGAGAAAGCACAGUUGGGGAAUAAGGAGCACCUCUCUUAUUUGCGAGUAAUUUUCGCUUUCCCGAAUGUAGCUGCAGAGCAGAGAAAAGGCGAUGAAGAAAUAGUGAAAGCAUUGCAACCACAUCAAAAUUUGGAAUCUUUACACAUUUUGUGGUGCCACGGCACCACCGAGUCUCUCUAUUGGAUCAAUUCUUUACGCAAUUUGAGAAAACUUAAUCUCGAUGGGUGGAGAUUUUGUGAAUUUUUGCCUCCUCUUGGAAAAUUGCCAUCGCUUGAAAUUCUGGAGAUAUUGGAGAUGAAGAAAGUGAAAAAGGUGGGAGUUGAAUUUCUGGGAAUAGAAGAAGAAGAACAAGUCUCGGGAAUUCUCUUCCCCAAAUUGAAACGACUUGAUUUUGGAUCGAUGAAGAACUGGGAAGAGUGGACCUUUCUUUCUGAAAUCACAAUAAUGCCACGCCUUUCUGAGUUGCGAAUUCGGUGGUGCCGAAAGCUAAAAGCACUGCCAGAGUUCCUCUACAAGAUAACGGAACUGCGUACUCUGGAGAUCAUUGGUUGUCCAAUUCUGGAAGGAGAAUACGAAAAAGGCUUGGGGAAGGAGUGGCACAACAUUUCUCACAUCCCAAACCUCACAAUCCAAUCUGGAUGGAACUGAACAGGUUCUUCAUGAAGAACUUGCAAAUGCAAAUGGAAUGCGUGCAAGGUGUGCAAGUCAAUCAGGAUAGGCAUGCUAACUAGAUACACUUGAGGACCGCAUUGAAGCUUCUAGGAGUAAGAAUGUCAUUGGAGUUGUCAAGCGCGCUGUUGAAGCUCUCUAGAUAGCAAAGGUCGUGACCUUGUGAAGUUGGAGUUCAUCCAAUCUGACGUGCUUAUGCAACAUGUUGGGAUAUGGACUAUUCUUCAGUCGCUUAAAUGUUUCAUAGGUGGAGAAAUGAAUUUAUUUAGAUGAACACAUUCUAUGCAGGAUGGAAUAUGUAUCAGGCGGAAGUUCACCACAAAGGAAAUUCCGUAUGCAUUUGACUGAUUGAAGUGACCCUUAACUCAAUAUUUUAUCAGUAUCUUAAGCAAUCCAAUUGUUUUCAAAGGCGUCGCCGAGGCGAGCUCGGGGCGCGCUCCGGUGUGAGGCUACCAGAAAAAGCCUCGCUGGAUCAAACUCAGACGUGCUGCUGGAAAAGCGGUCGCCCAGGCGAUGGAGCGUCGCUUUUUUGCAGAAGCGACGCCUCAGGCGGCAGUGCGAGGAAGAAGAAGAUGCGAGGAUUGAGAAGCAAACUUUUUCUCUCUUCUUCUUCGUUGUCGGCGACCUCCGAUAAGUCGCAGGUCACUCUGGUCUCUCUGGCUUCUAGCGAAGGAAGGCGAGAAGAGUUCCACACCGAAACGAUGACGGAUGAGGCGUCGGGGAAUCUGGAGUACGAUUUCUAUUGGAACCCAAAAAAGUGAAGGCAGAGACCAUUGUGAGGUCGAAGAUGGCUUGGAUUUACGGCCAACAGAGGAAUGUCUCGACUCAGUUGCUGCGUCUCUUUUUCCAUGACUUCAUUGAGGAGGAAGCUUUUUGUGAAAUGGACCGUAAUGCCAAUUGGGAUUUGGUAAAUGAGAGUUGAAAGAUUUUGUAAUAAUAAACAUGGAGCCCGAUAAAUGGUGUAAACUCAGACUUGAAAGAUUUAUUGGAUGAUUCGCUGCCCAAAUACAAAUCUCCAUGGAACUGAACAGGUAUUCAUAUUGUUGGAUUUCAACUACUUUGCCAGUCUACAGUUUGGUGUUUGAAUCUUGGGAAGAAAUUUGAAGUUGCUGAAUCAGUUCAAGGUAGUGGUGGUUCAGAAGUUAGAGCUGCGUGAUUCUGUUGGAGAGAAAUUCCUUGUAAUUGUUAUCUCAUGUAUCUGAUAUUUUUCUGCUUAUUUUAGAUUUUUAUGACCGUGUCCUUAUAAAAAUUUUCUUCCUUGUAUCCUUUUAAAAUUUACCUUCCUUGUAUCAUAUAUUCAUCCGGACAUGAAGUUGAGUGAGUAACAUUACACAUUUUCAUUCGAAAAAGAAGAAAAAUAGUUACGAUGC